This is a messenger RNA of Blastomyces gilchristii SLH14081, 6219 nucleotides long. Its product is annotated as isoamyl alcohol oxidase. The transcript has 5 exons. Gene Ontology annotation, molecular function: oxidoreductase activity; FAD binding. The record is from RefSeq and is a predicted model, not a curated record. NCBI's taxonomy places the organism in Eukaryota, Fungi, Ascomycota, Eurotiomycetes, Onygenales, Ajellomycetaceae. Bases 3584 to 5356 code for a protein of 590 amino acids.
AUCAUCAAUGGGUCAUGGAUGGGUAAAUCUUUGUUGUCAGGUUCAGUCCUGCAUCUCAGCCGACACCUUGAGCAUAUUAUUAUUAGCAAUAAUGCGCCUAGCAGUGCAUUCACGCCGAUCCUCGACCGACUGGUUUGGGUGGAUUAUCAGAUUGUGGAUUCGGUGAUCUCAUAUCAGCCUUGGAAGUUGGAAGGCGGGUAGUUUGGAGCAACUCAAACCAUGGCUCAUCCACGAUGUUUAGAACCAUGGGUUGAUCCCGUGGAUCGCUGCGGAUAAAAGCCCCGUUUCCACGGGAGGAACAUUCGAGGAGGUCCGACUUUAUUCCGAUACUGGAGAGAGUAUUAUCAAUUUAUCCCGGUAUUGAAGUUCCUCAGGGGUGAAAACAGCAUUAAGCGACCGAACAUUCCCAACUAUUAAUCCCCUUUCGUCUGCAUUGGUUUUAUUUUAUACGCCAAUGGAAUUCAAGAGACCACAAGACACAAACUCAGAAAAGGAGGAAGUUCCCAUGGCAUUGUUUGGAAUGGGAAAAGCUGGGCAGUGGUUCAAGAGUGUAUAGCCAGCCAGUCACAUAGGGAAUAGGCUGGCAGCUGCGAGGGUUUAAGCGGCAUGCCAGGCCAUCAGACGCCUCCGUGGCAGACGACUCGACUGCUCUUGCAAGUUGCAACACCAGGCUCACUUCUUCGCGAUAUGAGGAUAUUUAAGGGCUCUGCCAGUUGUUAAGCUAUUCCUCCGAUGCUGGCUGAAGCAGACAGCGGUUUGGUUUGCCCCCCCUGGUUUGACGAUAAAGCAAUAAAUCCUGAGAGUAGAUGGUGGCGGUAAAGCGUUGGCGAUGCCAUUACGCGAUGCACAUAUUGCCCUGCAAAACCACACCAGAAGAGCACAGAAGUCGUCCCUGGCCGGAGUAAUUGCAAAGAUUGGAUGAGUUUGGGGAAGCUAUUUUAGGAUUGGGUGGCUAAGGUAAAGACCACGGAGGAUUUCUUCCGCCAGGCACCCAGGGGAAGUUAGAAUUUCGGGAGUUGAAUUGCCAGGGUGCGUGCAAAGACAAGUACUAUUCGUGCCACAGUGGGGAAUUUAAUGAUCUCACUCCACAGCAGUGAGAGUGCCAUUCGCUCGGCCUCCUCGGGUGUGUCUCUCCCAUCGAUACCAGCGGUGGUCAUCUGUGAUAGCAAACAGGCCCGGCUGCUAGGCAAGUCAGGAUGGGACAGCUGUCAAAAGGGUAAAAAUACUAUGCGUACAUGCUGAGGAACCGCCAGGAAAUAACCUGAUCGUAUCGACGGAGGCAACGGCCGAUUUGUUGAUCCGGCAGUUGAUUCUCCAAUAGUCAUUGGAUGAGGUUUCAGCGGGGGAAAUUUGAGUUGCGCCCAAAAGCCUCCAGUCCGUCCUGUCACCACCUGCGAGGCUACGACACAGCAAGUUUUAAACACACCGCGCCAGGGCCAAUCGAUCCGCAUCGAAAUGAUAGCAGGCGGAUAAGCGACAUUUUCGAAUUAGUGGCUUUCAAUUUGCCGAAAACGUGGACAUAGGGUGACAAGGGCUUGUCCCUCCCGUUUCUUUAAACUCUCUUUUAGGCAAGUAUUUUCUUUUUCCAGUUCUCCCAAUCAUCAGCCUGGAGCUGGGUAUUUGUAUUUGUAUUUGGACCUCUUUAUUGGAGUGGAGAAGGACUUUCGCAUAAUUUGGCCUUUCACCCGACGUUCUUUUGCAUAUCAUAUCCAUCAUUUCACCGAUUGGCCCAACUCGGAAGCUUCUGGAUGCAUGUUUUGUGCCAGUUAGCGCCAAUCACUCGCUGGGGAAUUUCAAGCCACAUUUAUAUUCGACAGCCGAAGGAAGGUGUGAUUCAAACUUAGCAAGUUACCCUGCGUAGUAGCUGGUUUGAGACGCCACUGCGCUGCGUAACUACGCAGUACAGUACGGAGUACAGUAGAAUGGGCAAACUUCCGGAUGGCAGCAGUCAACAUGAAUGAAAUGAAAACGACCAUCGGGUGGAUCAAACCACUGUUUGCAUAACGGAGUACGGAGUACAAAUAGUAGUAUUGUUUUCCCCUGUCGAAUGGCCCAAUGAAAUGGCGCGCGCCAAUAACAUUCAGAAUGCUUUGGCUGAAUGUUUGCCACUUGAACAAUAAUAAUAAUGAACAGCCAGUUCUGCAAAUCCACUGGAGCAAUUAUUGAACCAGAAAUCCAAUCCCAGAAAGAAGUGAAAAAAGCAAUUGUUGGUUGAUGGGAUCCCAUCAGAAACUUGAUAUAAAUUUAGUAGGUCGGGGCAUCUAACAUGUGCCAACCUAAUAAUGCCUCUCUGAUGGACACAUGGGUAUACAUAUAUAUAUCCAUGCUCAGAGAAACAGAAAGACAUGUUGAAAAUAUGUUAAAGCAUCCCACAUGGCGAUUGAAACGGUGUCUUCCUCUAAUUCGAUCGUGGUUAUCAAUUUUCAAGCACGCUACUUCGCAUUAUUCUCUCCUUUGAGAAGCGAACGGUGGGGAUACGAUAAGCCAACACAGCAGGGAUUGCACACUAGAUAUUUUCGACGGUAGAAAUUCCCUGAUGCAAUGAUUAUCGCCCAGAUGCUAUUCUGGUUUUCCCAGGUUCUUCCUGUUCCUCUCUUGUGGACAGGUCUGCUGCUUCUUUUGCUUGAACAAAAGGACCUUAAAAUGUGGGCAAAAUUAUGUUGACAUUCUUCACUCCACAACUUCCAGAAACGAGAGUUACGAUAGAAUCUGAUUUUUACAUUAGCUCCUCGCCUUUCGCCUAUUGGAUCUCAAGCCCCGGGGGCAACAGGGAACACCCAGGCAGCUUCAGGAACUAAGGGGCUAAUGGCAGUUGGUCGAUGCGAUGCAAGCAAUUUCGUACCUGAGCUUACUACGUAAGUUACUGUACUGCGUAGGGUUCCGAAAGGAGCAUAGCCGCCUGGACCAAUCGCUAACUUACAUCUCACCAAUCCCCAGCGCCAGUGUUGUUCCAACGCAGAACUACGCUUAUUAGUUACCGCGAGAGGAGAGCACCACACAACACCCCCCCGACAUCAGACCCUUAAUAUUAAACCUGGCACUUCACACACAACAUAAAUAAUAAUAUCAACUACCGAACAACUCCAGUGAGAUGCUUAGCGGGGUGGCUGAGGCUGAGUGGACUUGGCAGCCGCAGAAAAACCAACCCUGGGGAUCUGCUGGCCCUCUGGAGUUUGGAGACGUUUUUGAGAUGCCCUCGGAUACAGUCUUGCGAAGCCGUGAAUUCUUAAACUAAUGGUACCAUUGGUACGAAGACUGAUCGAAGACUUUGCUUGAAAAGAGCUGCAGCCUCUAUGACAACUGUUUAUUAUUAUUCAAUUGUUUUAAAGGCUCCAAGGUGGGACCGGAUCCGACGCACGAUGGAUGCAUGAAUCUGCAACCCUGGGCGAUUUAGACCCGCUGCACUUGAGUUAACGUAGGUUGGAACCAGAGCUGGGCCUGGGCGGGAGGAGAUGACUACCAGCCGUCUGCCGACCGCGGUUUCUCAUAUACAUGCAUUGCGGCCCCGAAAAAGUGCUCUUUUCUUUCCCGUUUUCUUUCAUUCCUUUCCCUAGGUGCUUAUGUACUUGACAAAGAGGCAGUUAUGUUUACUCGAAAAUCUAGCCUCUUGCUGGCCCUGGUCAACGCUUUGCCAUUGUUUGCAUCUCCUGUCCCUGAAAUCCGUGAUGUUUCUGGUGCCGACUGGCAAGCUCUGAAUGCUAGUGUCGAGGGCCGUCUCGGUGUCGCACGACCUGUUGCAAAACCUUGUUACCUGAGAUACGAGGUAGAUAGCCUCCGGCUCAAGCGGUCCCUUCAUACCCCAGACCAAGCAGUUUGCAAAAUCGCACAGGACAACCGGCGCAAUGUCGAAUUUAUCUCCGCGCAGCCCGGAGGAUAUCACAACCCAUACUAUGGGACCUGCAUGACUACUGGGCAUGGGUGUCCGCUCACAAAAUUGCUGGUGAAUGACGGCACUUGCUAUCAGGGCAACGUACCGGACUAUUACAUUGAUGUGCGGAAAGUUUCGGAUAUCCAGGCAGGAUUGAGGUUUGCGGAAGCACACGAUAUCCCCUUGGUGGUGAAGAAUACGGGACACGAUUUUAAGGGUCGCAGUGCAGGUGCUCACAGCUUGGCCCUCUGGACACACAACCUCCAGCCCCCAAUUAAAUUGCACAAAAGCUUCAGAGCCAGUAAAUGUGAGGAAUGCUCUGGCCCCGCUUUAACAUAUGGGGCCGGCCAGGGUUUCCAAGGUAUCUAUGACUUUGCUCACGCGAAUGGAUACAUGGCGUUAGGCGGAGCUUGCCCAACGGUGGGCGCGUCGGGAGGCUAUCUUACUGGCGGCGGCCACAGUCUGCUUUCCCCUGCCUAUGGUCUCGGUGUUGAUAAUGUCCUUCAGAUUAAGGUUGUGCUACCCAAUGGCACCUAUGUCACUGCCAACCGGUGUCAAAAUCAGGAUAUUUUCUUCGCGGUCCGUGGCGGCGGCGGUGCUACUUUCGGUGUGAUAGUAGAGACAACCGCUCGUGUCUUCCCUGAAGUCCCCUUGCAAACGGCAGUUAUCGCCUGGAAAGGUUCAUUGGAUAAGCAGACGACGAAAAUCCUCGUGGAUAAUGGUGUGAAAUGGGCAAAAGACGGAUGGGGAGGAUAUGUGGCUAGCCUCGGAGACGGAUCCAGCAUCAUGAUGGCGAUCACGCCCAAACUUACUCUCGAUGAAGCAAAACUCUCGAUGAAAGAACUGAUUAACUUCGCCCUGCCUCGUAACGACGGUACCCUUCGCUUCGGAGUGGACGUAACGACAGUUGAAAACUACUGGGAAUUCCUCCGAACUCCUGCGAUGCAAUACUUUGGUGUCCUCGUCAACGGUAUCUCCAUCGCGCAGGCCUCGCGUCUUGUUACCGACAAGAACUUCAAAAAUAAAGGAAAGCGACGGGAGCUCACAGAUGUCCUUUCGAAAAUGAGAUACGGUCUUAACAUGGUUGCACCUUACGCGGCUGACUUGCCCGACUCGGACAAGCCUGGAGGUCCCGGAGAGGCAUCCGUCACUCCUGCAUGGAGAAAGGCAAUUUGGCACGUGGUGAUGCAGAAAGCCUGGGAUGUUGACGGCCAGAACGAGCAUCCUCCCGAAUUUUUCGUCGACCGUUUCAGAGAAGCGAGCGCGAUGGUGCGGCCACUACGCAACAUUACCCCAGAUGGCGGCGCCUACCAAAAUGAAGCCGAUACCUACGAACCAAACCAUAUCGACAGCUUCUGGGGACGGGCGAACUACAACCGGCUCCUCCGGAUCAAGAAGCAGGUGGACCCGAAGAACCUGCUGACGUGCCAUCACUGCGUCGGAGCCGACCCCAGUGAUAGCCGUCUGAGCUGCUACCCAGAGAUAUAAUUUUUUGUCUUUCUUUUCUUUAUCUUGCAGCCGGUGGAUGUUUGCGAAUUUCUAGUAUUGAUGAUGAGUUGGCUCUGUGCAACAUGCUCAUUGAAAUUUCUAACUGGGAAGUGUUGAUAAUAGAUAUUUGUGUCUUCUCUGUACAAUGCGAUAUUAGGUUUUCUAUUUAUUUAAUGGAUUUCAUUUAUCAUAUUUUGUUAUUUAUUUCAGCCCCGGUCACCUACUUUUGUUUAGUUAUUAGAUAAUUGUUGUUUUCCAUCUUACAUGUAGCUAUUUCAGCUAUUCCAAUGACGAAUAUCCAUCCCCACAGUUUCUCGUCCAUUCUAGACUCCGCGGUUUGGUGAUAUUUUGUUCCCAUUUGUGCAGUGGUCACCAACUGAGCGUCCGGAUAUCAGAUAACUAUGGUUCACACAAAUUUAAGUGUGGACUAGAUAGAUGGAUAGAUUAUUUCUUAGAAAUGCUCUGUUACAUGCGUUUCUCUCCACAUAAUGCAUUUCUUUGCAACUCGGAACUGCAAAAUGGCGGGUUGGUUGUCAUCGCAGCCCGGUACGAUCAAAUCACCAGGCUGGGAUCAUCCAUCCUCACACUCCUCCUUCCAUGGGUUUGUCUCCACGCCAAUCUCCGAGUUAAUAUAAGGAAGUUAGCUAACUAGUUAAUGACAAUAACAUUAAUAAUCCCUUCCCUCCCUGACACACACACAGACACAACCAACAAAACCCGCAUCCUCGAGUCGUGUGCUGUACGUAGAACGGGCCGGACCGCAACCAAGUUCAGUGUCAUAGUUCCAAAUAAGUUCACCCGGAGAAAGCCAAUUCGCCACAUCUUUCCUUUCCUUCUUCUCUUCUCUUCUUUUUGGUUUUGGU